AUGCCUCAUUAUCUGGUCAAGUUCCCGCCGCAGGUGACGGUAGGAAAUAAAAAGGAAGUUCUGAACGAGAUUGAAUCUCACGGUGGCUCUUUUGUGAGAGAGGAGCGGUUCCUCAAGGCAUACGUUUAUGAUAUUCCAGAGGAGGAUCUGGAUUUGAAUAAGUUUCGGACGAAGAAUUACAUGUUCUCUUUGGAGAGACAGGAUUAG
Messenger RNA from Aspergillus viridinutans, 207 nucleotides. RefSeq lists its product as uncharacterized. Bases 1 to 207 code for a protein of 68 amino acids. NCBI's taxonomy places the organism in Eukaryota, Fungi, Ascomycota, Eurotiomycetes, Eurotiales, Aspergillaceae. The record is from RefSeq and is a predicted model, not a curated record. The transcript has 4 exons.